CGAGUCCUGUGAGAGUCCCACGGUCUAUCCCCCCACAUGGGGCCCUGGUGCCCUGGGGUCUCUGCCAGCGCCUGGGGCCAGUGGGCAGGUGUCACCCGUGCUCAGCACUGGCUUGGCCUGGCAGUGUGGGGAAACUGAGGCAUGGAGCACAGGGGCCAGCCCUGGGGGUGCUCAGGGGGUAGAUGGGGGGCCCAGGCUCCUGGGGUCUUUCCCCAGCCCCAAGGAGGCCUCACUGUUGAGGACAAGGGACUGGCCUCCAGGACUUCUGGGUUCUUUCCACGGCUCUGUCCCAGCCCCUUCCCUGUGCCUCAGUUUCCCCCAGGCAGAGCAGGGAUUUCAGAGCCUCACCCAGGCCCUGACAGACAGAUGCACAGACAGAGCCACCCCCUCCGCUGUGGGGGGGGUGGGGAAGUCCCUGGCGGUUGUCACAGCCGUGCACCAGCUUCUCUACCCAGUGUCUCCAUCGUGGCCCGAGCAAGGCCCUCGUGCAAGAGCCGUGCGCGCUGGGACGCCGCGGGGCAGUGCUCCUGCCCAGGCCACCAGGCGCGGCAGCGAUGGAGUUUAGCGCCCGCAGCCUGGUGCUGCAGGCAGAGAAGAAGGUGCUGAGCCGCAUGGCUGGCAAGGCAACAGCGACGCUGCUUCUGGACGAGGUGAGCGGGGAGGUGCUGGACGAGCUGUACCGCGUCUCCAAGCAGCACACGCAGGACCGAGCCACAGCCCAGCGCGUCAUCAAGGACCUGGUGAAAGUGGCGGUGAAGGUGGCCGUGCUCUUCCGCAACGGCUGCUUUGGCCCCACCGAGCUGGACCUUGCUGAGGAUUUCCGGCGCAAGCUGCGGCAGGGCGCCCUGACGGCCGUCAGCUUCCAGGAGGUGGAGUUCACCUUCGAGGCGGGCGUGCUGGCCGGGCUGCUGGCCGAGAGCCGCGACCUGCUGCUGCGCCUGGUAGACAAGCACCUCACGCCCAAGUCCCACGGCCGCAUCCGCCAUGUCUUUGACCACUUUGGCGAUGCCGCACUGCUCAGCCAGCUCUACAGCCCCGGGCCCUACCGCCCCCACCUCGACCGCCUCUGCCGCGGCCUCAACCAGAUGCUGGAGGAGGGGCGGCUCUGAGCCCCCCAGGCCACUCGGAGCCCAGGGGAGUUGUGCGCUUGGGGGUGGGGGCAUCAGAGAGGAGCCUGCAGAGCAGCUGGGUCCAAUCCUGGGGGCCUCCUGCAGUGCAUUCUGGGACAGCUUCUUCCACAGGACACCCAGGACCUUGUCUAACACCCUGCAGUGCAUUCUGGGGUGGCUUCCUCCAUAAAGACCCCCAGGGACUCGUCCAGCCCCUGCAGUGCAUUAUGGGACAGCCUCUGCCAUAAUAAGGACCCCCAGGGCCUGGUCCAGCCCCCUGCAGUGCAUUCAGGGACAUCUUUCCCUGUAAAGCCCCGCAGAGCCUGGUUUAUGUAGCCUCUGCAGUGCAUUAUGGGACAGGGUCUUCCAUAAAGACCCCGCGGAGCCCCGACUGUUUCAGGGGCAGAUGCCAAGGGGGCACAGACAUGACCUCCUGCUGGUAUCCAGUGCUUAGAAGCUGCCUGAGGUAAUACCACCACCCAGCUCGGAGCCAGCCCACCCGCUACCCGUGUCCAGCCCCAAGGGACCUGAGGCCACCUCCUUCCCCAGGCAGCUGGAGCCUGCCCGCAGCCUCGGGGCGGGGGCAGGGGCAGGGAUGGGCACCCUACUGGAAAUAAAGUGGCCUGGAAGGCUUGACAGAU
Messenger RNA from Alligator mississippiensis (American alligator), 1750 nucleotides. It is a transcript of the gene TNFAIP8L2, whose product is annotated as TNF alpha induced protein 8 like 2. Gene Ontology annotation, cellular component: cytoplasm. Lineage: Eukaryota; Metazoa; Chordata; Crocodylia; Alligatoridae. The transcript has 2 exons. The record is from RefSeq and is a predicted model, not a curated record. Bases 555 to 1109 code for a protein of 184 amino acids. Gene Ontology annotation, biological process: negative regulation of inflammatory response; regulation of apoptotic process; negative regulation of T cell activation.